Penicillium verhagenii is the source of this 2235-nucleotide messenger RNA. It is a transcript of the gene cat2, whose product is annotated as bifunctional catalase-peroxidase Cat2. Gene Ontology annotation, biological process: cellular response to hydrogen peroxide; hydrogen peroxide catabolic process. The record is from RefSeq and is a predicted model, not a curated record. Gene Ontology annotation, cellular component: cytosol. The coding region runs from base 1 to 2235 and encodes 744 amino acids. Lineage: Eukaryota; Fungi; Ascomycota; Eurotiomycetes; Eurotiales; Aspergillaceae. Gene Ontology annotation, molecular function: catalase activity; heme binding. The transcript has a single exon.
AUGGGUGAAUGUCCAGUUCACAAACCCGCCAAUGUCGCCGGCGGUGGCACCAGGAAUCACAACUGGUGGCCCGAAGGCCUCAAGCUCAAUGUCUUGCGUCAGCACACCGAGACGACCAACCCAAUGGGCAAGGACUUUGACUAUGCACAAGCUUUCAAGAGCCUCGAUUACUAUGCACUGAAGAAGGAUCUCCACAACCUGAUGACCGACUCUCAGGAUUUCUGGCCCGCUGAUUUCGGUCACUACGGUGGUCUGUUCAUUCGCAUGGCGUGGCACAGUGCCGGUACUUACCGGGUGUUCGACGGUCGUGGAGGUGGUGGCCAGGGUCAGCAGAGAUUUGCCCCACUUAACAGCUGGCCCGAUAACGUCAGCUUGGACAAGGCCCGCCGCCUGCUGUGGCCCAUUAAGCAGAAGUAUGGCAACAAGAUCUCUUGGGCUGAUCUCCUGCUCCUCACCGGAAAUGUCGCUCUGGAGUCCAUGGGCUUCAAGACCUUUGGCUUCGCUGGUGGUCGUCCUGAUGUCUGGGAGGCUGAUGAGUCUGUUUACUGGGGUGGCGAGACCGUCUGGUUCACCAACGAUGUCCGCUACAAGGCUGAGAAUGAAGAUGAGAAGAAGAAGCAGAGUGACAUCAAGACUCGUGAUCUUGAGAACCCCUUGGCAGCUGUCGUCAUGGGUUUGAUUUACGUGAACCCUGAGGGUCCUGAUGCCAACCCUGACCCCAUUGCUGCUGCUCGGGAUAUUCGUAUCACCUUCGGCCGUAUGGCCAUGGACGACGAGGAGACCGUGGCUCUGAUUGCCGGUGGUCACACUUUCGGUAAGACCCACGGAGCUGGUCCCGCAGACAAUGUCGGCGCGGAACCCGAAGCCGCCGGUCUUCACCAGCAGGGUCUUGGUUGGACCAGCAAGCACGGCACCGGAAAGGGUGCUGAUGCCAUCACCUCUGGUCUGGAGGUUACCUGGACGAAGACUCCUACCAAGUGGAGCAACCAGUUCCUUGAGUACCUCUUCAAGUACGAGUGGGAGUUGACCAAGUCCCCCGCUGGUGCCAAUCAGUGGACCGCCAAGAACGCCGAGGACAUCAUCCCCCACGCUUUCGACGCCAACAAGAAGCAGAAGCCCCGCAUGCUUACCACUGAUCUGUCUCUGCGCUUUGACCCUGAGUACGAGAAGAUCUCGCGCCGCUUCCUCGCCAACCCCGACCAGCUCGCUGACGCUUUCGCCCGCGCUUGGUUCAAGCUGCUUCACCGUGAUAUGGGUCCCCGUGUCCGCUGGCUCGGACCUGAGAUUCCCCAGGAGACUCUCCUCUGGGAAGACCCCGUCCCCGCUGUGAACCACCCUCUCAUCGAUGUGGAGGAUGUCGCUGAGUUGAAGCGAGAGAUCCUCAACUCCGGUGUCGAGCACACCAAGUUCAUCUCUACUGCCUGGGCCUCGGCCUCUACCUUCCGUGGUGGUGACAAGCGCGGUGGUGCCAACGGUGCCCGUAUCCGUCUCGCUCCCCAGAACAAGUGGGAGAUCAACAACCCCGCCCAGCUGCAGGAGGUCCUGAAGGUCCUGGAAGACAUUCAGCGCCGUUACAACGGCUCCCAGACUGGUAACAAGCGGGUGUCGCUGGCCGACCUCAUUGUCCUGGCCGGUUCCGCCGCUCUGGAGAAGGCUGCCGGUAUCCCCGUUCCCUUCACCCCCGGUCGUACCGAUGCCACCGAGGAGCAGACCGAUGUCGACUCCUUCGGCUUCCUGGAGCCCUUCGCCGAUGGUUUCCGCAACUACGGCCGCUCCACUGGUCGUGUCCGCACUGAGCAGAUGCUCGUUGAUCGCGCUCAGCUCCUGACUCUGUCCGCUCCCGAGCUCACCGUCCUCGUCGGUGGUCUGCGUGUCCUCAACGGCAACUGGGACCGCUCCAACGCUGGUGUCCUCACCCAGCGCCCUGGCCAGCUGACCAACGACUUCUUCGUCAAUCUGCUCGACAUGAACACCGAGUGGAAGCCUACUGGUGCUGAUAACGAGACCUUCGAGGGUAUUGACCGCAAGACUGGUGCUAAGAAGUGGGAUGCCACCCGUGUUGAUCUCAUUUUCGGUCACCACGCUGAGCUCCGCGCUCUUUCUGAGCUUUACGGUAGCCACGAUGGCCAGUCCCAGUUCGUGCGUGACUUUGUCAGUGCUUGGGAUAAGGUUAUGAACUUGGACCGCUUCGACUUGGCUUAUGCUGCUCCCUUCAGCCGCCCUGCUCAUCUUUAA